AUGUUAAGUGCCGUUUCAAGAGCGGCUUCGGGUGUUUUGAGGGCCGUUAAGACCCCAAACAUCCAAAAUGAAGCUCUUAAAGUAUUUUCUGCAAUAACUGGAACCCGCUUACUUUCCUUUGAUUCUGUCUUCGGUCCAACUGAUGAUGAUGAUGAAAAAUGUAAAGAAGACGAUAAACCAAAAUCACAGGAUAAAUCAAAAUCUGAAUAUGCAACUGCUCCUGCUGCUAAGGCAGGAAAGGGAACCUCAGGUAAAAUUGUAGCUGUAAUUGGUGCUGUUGUGGAUGUACAAUUUGAUGAAAAUUUACCCGCCAUUCUAAAUGCUUUGGAAGUUUCCAAUAGAUCGCCCAGGCUAAUUUUGGAGGUUGCUCAACAUUUGGGUGAAAACACUGUUAGAACUAUUGCCAUGGAUGGUACUGAAGGUCUUGUUAGAGGUCAAGUAGUAACAGAUACUGGAUAUCCAAUUCGUAUUCCUGUUGGAGCUGAAACUUUGGGAAGAAUUAUGAAUGUGAUUGGUGAACCUAUUGAUGAAAGAGGACCAAUCAAAACUGAUAAAUUUGCUGCCAUUCAUGCUGAAGCUCCAGAAUUUGUUGACAUGAGUGUCGAGCAAGAAAUUUUGGUAACUGGUAUUAAAGUAGUAGAUCUUUUGGCUCCAUAUGCCAAGGGUGGUAAAAUUGGAUUAUUCGGAGGUGCCGGAGUAGGAAAAACUGUAUUAAUUAUGGAGCUUAUUAACAAUGUUGCUAAAGCUCACGGAGGUUAUUCAGUAUUUGCUGGUGUCGGUGAAAGAACAAGAGAAGGAAACGAUCUCUACCACGAAAUGAUUGAAUCUGGAGUCAUUUCUUUGAAAGAUAAAACUUCUAAGGUAGCGCUUGUAUACGGACAAAUGAAUGAACCACCAGGCGCUAGAGCUCGAGUUGCUUUGACUGGAUUGACUGUUGCUGAAUAUUUCAGAGAUCAAGAAGGACAAGAUGUAUUGCUUUUUAUCGACAACAUUUUUAGAUUUACCCAAGCUGGUUCAGAGGUAUCAGCUUUGUUGGGUCGUAUUCCGUCUGCUGUCGGUUAUCAACCAACUUUGGCCACUGACAUGGGUACUAUGCAAGAACGUAUCACGACAACUAAAAAGGGAUCUAUUACAUCAGUACAAGCCAUUUACGUACCCGCUGACGACUUAACUGAUCCUGCUCCUGCUACUACUUUCGCUCACUUGGACGCUACCACGGUAUUGUCUAGAGCCAUUGCUGAAUUAGGAAUUUACCCCGCUGUCGAUCCAUUGGAUUCAACAUCUCGUAUUAUGGAUCCCAACAUUAUCGGAGCUGAACAUUACAACAUUGCUAGAGGUGUACAAAAGAUAUUACAGGAUUACAAAUCGCUUCAAGAUAUUAUUGCUAUUUUGGGUAUGGAUGAAUUGUCAGAAGAUGAUAAAUUGACUGUUGCUAGAGCGAGAAAAAUUCAACGUUUCCUUUCUCAACCUUUCCAAGUUGCUGAAGUUUUCACCGGUCACGCUGGAAAAUUAGUUCCACUUCAAGAAACCAUCAAAGGUUUUUCGCAGAUUUUGAAAGGUGAAUACGACCAUCUUCCAGAGGUUGCGUUUUAUAUGGUAGGGCCAAUCGAAGAAGUUGUAGCCAAGGCUGAAACUCUUGCUAAAUCAGCAUAA
Molecule: messenger RNA, 1653 nt
Organism: Pediculus humanus corporis (human body louse)
Lineage: Eukaryota; Metazoa; Arthropoda; Insecta; Psocodea; Pediculidae
Product: ATP synthase subunit beta, putative
Exons: 10
Coding region: 1-1653 (550 amino acids)
Biological process (GO): proton motive force-driven mitochondrial ATP synthesis; proton transmembrane transport
Molecular function (GO): ATP binding; ATP hydrolysis activity; proton-transporting ATP synthase activity, rotational mechanism
Source: RefSeq, a predicted model, not a curated record